This is a messenger RNA of Trypanosoma rangeli, 702 nucleotides long. RefSeq lists its product as uncharacterized. Lineage: Eukaryota; Euglenozoa; Kinetoplastea; Trypanosomatida; Trypanosomatidae. The coding region runs from base 1 to 702 and encodes 233 amino acids. The transcript has a single exon. The record is from RefSeq and is a predicted model, not a curated record.
AUGCCUUCGCGCCUGGUGAUAGUAGGUGCAGCUGCCACUGUGCUCGUUGCCCUCGUGCUGCUUCACGUGGAUGACCUCUGGAGUGUUGGCUCGCCGCGUCACGGGGCCUUCUCGCCGUGCGAGUGGUUAACCGGCGUAUUCGCAGAUAACGCCCUUCUCGGGGCGCUCCACCGCAAAACUCUCUUUGUUGGCCUUCACUGGCGCGUCACCCCCGCAUACGCCACCGCCUUUCUCGAUCCCUGGCAGGCAAAGUACACCAACUGCAUUUCGAUACAUAAACUGGAGCUCCCUGACGCCCACAAUGACACCGCUGCAGUGGAGGUGGUGCGUCGGCGUCUCGAGGAGGACGUCGCGAGUGACACGUCUGAGGGGUGGGGGAUAAGAGAUGGCGGCCUGAUGGCGUCCAAGCAUCGACGCUGGGACCGCAGUCGUGCUCGGGCGUCUACCGCGGAGCCGAAAUGUCACGUGUGGAUUUUGCCAGAAACAACGAGGCUGCCGUUGGAGGUGUGGGUUGCACUGAGGGGACUUCUGCAGGAGGGCACACUUGCCGGCCUGCCUGUCCGUUUCUCCGCAAGCGACACUGCGUGGAGCAUGUACCAGCCGCUCGGUGUGUUGCUGUGGGCCGAUCCCGCUGAUCGUGAGGCACUGAAGCAUGUAGUACCGCCGCGUACAGUUGUAACGUUCACAACAAUCCGUCUGUGA